UGGUACUUUCCUAAGAAGAAUCGUUUCCCUCCAUUGCCUCUCUCUCUCCAGCGAGCAUUGACGGGCAGCAGAGAAAGCGAAGAGCCAGUGUAUAUUCUCUAGCUCGCUCCUUCUCCAAAAAAAAAAAAAAGAAACUAUCUGGGUACGAUUUCUUCUCAUCUUCUUUUACGCGAUUAUUAGGGUUGUUGGUUCAAUCAAAAGAUGGAGAAAAUGUCAGGUGGAUCUCCACCCCCACCUCCUCCACUGUCAGUACCAGCAAACAUGAACCCAGAAUUGGUUGAAGUUCCCCGGCAUCCAGAACGACCAGCCAUUCCCAAAUAUUCUAUGAUCAGUAGGCGUGGGGUUGGGACUAGUGGGCGUCACAUAUCUUUGCUCACCAACCACUUUAAAGUUUCUGUCAAUGUUCCAGAUGCAGUAUUUUACCAGUAUAGUGUUUCCAUCACCUCAGAAGAUAAUAGAGCUGUUGAAAGCAAGGGAAUUGGGAGGAAACUGAUCGAUAGGCUUUACCAAACUUAUUCCUCAGAAUUUGCUGGUAAAAGAUUUGCUUAUGAUGGGGAGAAAAGUUUGUACACUGUGGGCCCUCUUCCACAGAACAAGUCGGAGUUCACAGUGGUGCUUGAGGAAUCUUUUGCAAAACAUGAAAGUGGGAGCCCUGGUGGUGGUGAGAGCCCUCCUGCAGCUGUUAAGCGAUCAAAGCGCUCUUAUCGGUCAAAGACUUUUAAGGUAGAAAUAAGCUAUGCUGCUAAAAUCCCCUUGAAGUCAAUAGCCCUUGCCCUCAAAGGAAUUGAGAUAGACAAUAGCACUCAGGAUGCACUCAGAGUGCUGGAUAUUAUCUUAAGGCAGCAAGCAGCUAACAGGGGGUGCCUUUUGGUUAGGCAGUCGUUCUUUCAUGAUGAUUCAAGGAACUUCAAUGAUGUGGGAGGUGGUGUAACUGGUGUUAAGGGUUUCCAUUCUAGCUUCCGUACCACUCAGGGUGGCUUGUCUCUUAACAUGGAUGUGUCCACUACAAUGAUCCUAACUCCUGGGCCAGUAAUUGAUUUUCUGAUAGUUAAUCAAAAUGUCCGGGAACCUCGCUAUGUUGAUUGGGUGAAGGCCAAAAGGAUGUUGAAAAAUUUGAGGGUGAAGACGAAGCAUAACAACAUGGAGUUUAAAAUAAUUGGUCUGACUGAGAAGCCAUGCAAUCAACAAUAUUUUCCUAUGAAACUGAAAAACAGGGACGGAGCUAAUGUUGAAGCACAGAUUGUUGAAGUUACUGUAUAUGAGUAUUUCACUAAACACUGUGGCGUACAACUUGGUUAUUCUGCAUACCUACCCUGCCUUGAUGUUGGCAAACCAAAACGUCCAAACUACCUGCCACUGGAGCUUUGUUCACUUAUUUCACUUCAACGGUAUAAAAAAGCUUUAUCUUCAAUGCAAAGAGCAUCUUUGGUUGAAAAAUCACGACAAAAGCCUCAGGAAAGAAUAAAAACUGUGACUGAAGCCAUGAGAAGCUACUGUUAUGAUGAGGAUCCCGUGCUUUCUUCAUGUGGUAUUUCUAUAGAAAAACAAAUGACCCAGGUUGAUGGCCGCAUCCUUGAAACCCCAAAGUUGAAGGUUGGUAAUAGUGAGGAUUGUAUCCCACGAAAUGGGAGAUGGAACUUUAACAAUAAGACACUUUUAAACCCCACCAGCAUCAGUAAGUGGGCCAUUGUCAACUUUUCUGCUCGCUGUGAUAUUAGUCACAUCUCCCGUGAGCUUAUCAACUGUGGAAGGAGAAAGGGCAUUAAUAUUGAGCGCCCACAUACAUUAAUCGAAGAGGACCAACAAUCUAGAAGAGGCAGCCCUCUUGCUAGAGUUGAAAGGAUGUUUGAGCUGAUCAGAGAGAAGCUUCCAGGGCCUCCUGAAUUUAUUCUUUGUGUAUUGGCAGAGAGGAAAAACUCAGAUAUUUAUGGACCGUGGAAGAAGACAAGUCUCAGUGAUUUUGGCAUUGUUACACAGUGCAUAUCCCCGACUAAGAUUAAUGACCAGUAUCUUACAAAUGUGCUUCUUAAGAUCAAUUCUAAGCUAGGAGGAAUAAAUUCUCUGUUGGCAAUUGAGCACUCCUCACAUAUUCCAUUGAUAAUGGAUACUCCUACAAUGAUUCUGGGCAUGGAUGUCUCUCAUGGCUCUCCAGGUCGAUCAGACAUGCCAUCAGUGGCUGCGGUUGUUGGAUCUCGAUGUUGGCCACUGAUUUCUAGGUACAGAGCAUCUGUAAGAACGCAAUCUCCUAAGGUGGAGAUGAUUGAUGCUUUGUACAAGCCUUUAGCAAAUGGGAAUGAUGAUGGUAUAAUAAGGGAACUGCUCGUGGAUUUCUUUCAAACAAGCAAGGGGCACAAACCAAAACAAAUUAUUGUGUUCAGGGAUGGUGUCAGCGAGUCACAAUUCAAUCAGGUGCUGAACAUUGAGCUGGAGCAAAUUAUCAAGGCCUAUCAACAUCUUGGUGAGGUUGACAUACCAAAGUUCACAGUAAUUGUGGCUCAGAAGAAUCACCACACAAAGCUUUUUCAAGCUGGUGGUGGCACUGAAAAUGUUCCUCCUGGGACAGUUGUUGACACAAAGAUUGUUCAUCCUAGAAACUAUGAUUUCUACAUGUGUGCUCAUGCAGGCAUGAUUGGAACUUCAAGGCCAGCACACUAUCAUGUCUUGCUCGAUGAGAUUGGUUUCUCUCCAGAUGACUUGCUAAAUCUUAUCCACUCUCUUUCAUAUGUGUAUCAAAGGAGUACCACAGCUAUUUCGAUUGUGGCUCCCAUAUGUUAUGCUCACCUGGCUGCAGCACAGAUAGGGCAGUUUAUGAAGUUUGAGGAUUUUUCUGAAACCUCUUCGGGACAGAGAAGCAUGACAUCAGUUGGAAGCACCCCUGUUCCGGAGCUCCCCAGGUUACACAAAAAUGUUGAGGGUUCAAUGUUCUUCUGCUGAGGUGCUGCUGAAAGGUUGUUGUAAAUACUGUUAUCUUGCUUAGCUUUCCUACAAUGUAGAUACUCGGCCGAUAGGAAUGUGAUUCACUUAGACAAACCCUAGUGAUUUUGGUAGGGUGGAGAAAUAGGUGUAAGAUUCAACAAGCAAGCUUCCAAUCUCUUGCAGAUAGUAGGUAGUGAUACUAGUCAGUCCAACACUUCAAUGAGUUGACAUUUUAUAGUUUGAUCCGCCUCAGUUUCCUGACUGGUAAUUGUGCUUCGGUCCCUGGCACUGGCCUUGGAAAUUUUGUUGAUGAUCCUGAUCAAAGAACUACUUGUAUCGCAUGACCAUUUUUUAAGAGAAUUGUUCUUUCAAA
Populus nigra (black poplar) is the source of this 3289-nucleotide messenger RNA. RefSeq names its product protein argonaute 16. The record is from RefSeq and is a predicted model, not a curated record. NCBI's taxonomy places the organism in Eukaryota, Viridiplantae, Streptophyta, Magnoliopsida, Malpighiales, Salicaceae. Gene Ontology annotation, molecular function: RNA binding; protein binding. Bases 202 to 2934 code for a protein of 910 amino acids. Gene Ontology annotation, biological process: regulatory ncRNA-mediated post-transcriptional gene silencing. The transcript has 23 exons. Gene Ontology annotation, cellular component: cytoplasm.